AUGUUCGUGUCGGUGGACGAUCCCAUCCUUAGCAGAAUGCUCAUCUCGGUGUGUAUCCAGCUGGGCCUCGGCGUGCUUGUAUGUGAUCCGGGCGACUUUGAGAGUGUAUGGAAGGAAGUGGUGGAGCCCUGCUGUCCAGCUAGAGCUGUCUUCAUCGUCUGCACUGAUCGUGCUGGCCUGUGUCAUGUGGUGGGCUCGAACGGGUCGUCGCUAUCGAGACGAGUUGUGAACGUUCAUCUAGUGGGAAUAGUAGAGAAAACGUCACUUGAUAAUGAGGCUACUCGUCAUUUCUUCCGUAAUAAGGUCACUCGUUGGAGAGUGGCGCCGGAAGCUCACGUUGGUAACCAUGUGAACCCCUUGGAUGCCUCGGGUUCUGGUUGCAGGAAUAGAUCUGCUGGCACUGGUAAUGGCGAUGACCGAAUCGAAAUGGUCCAUCUUAUAUUCGAGCAAAUGUUUAGAGACUCUGAUGCAGCUAUGGAUCAUCAGAUCCUCAACUUCCAAAGAAUAGUGGGGACUUUACCCCAGCAUCUGGCAAGGAGUGAUGAACAACGGGUGAAGGACAUUUGUAAGGACGAUAAUCCUCAUGAGGAUGCCUUGGAUGUACUCACUAGGAUGCACGACGAGGACACCAAGCGUGACAACGCCGGUGAUAAGAACUGA
Messenger RNA from Perkinsus marinus ATCC 50983, 660 nucleotides. RefSeq lists its product as hypothetical. The record is from RefSeq and is a predicted model, not a curated record. Bases 1 to 660 code for a protein of 219 amino acids. Lineage: Eukaryota; Perkinsozoa; Perkinsida; Perkinsidae. The transcript is spliced from 7 exons.